AUGUCUACUCAGGGUACUCACUUGACGGCACUCAUAUCACUGGCGAGGAUCUACGACCAUUUGUUGACGAAGUUCUGCGCGAGCUCGAACUACCCUGAAAGAUUUGCUGCCUUCUAUAACGCCAUUCGUCCAGCGUACCCGGAGCUCCAACUUAUUGCUUCGGCAACUGGGUUCAAUUGCUUACCCAAUCCGUUUCCUGAAGAUGCUUGGAUCGACUACCACGAAUACAAUGUCCCUGAGAACUACAUCGUCAACUUCGCCCAGUGGGACAAUGUCUCCCGCAGGAAUAAAUACAUUAUCGGAGAAAUGGGCCGCUGGGGGGUCCAGUGGUCAGAUAUGAAGGGUUCAGUUUCCGAGGCCAUCUUCAUGCUUGGACUAGAACGCAACAGUGACCUCAUCCGGGGUGUGGCGUUCGCACCCUUGAUCAGUCUUGUCGAUCAUCAGCAAUGGGCUCUACUGGGUACAGCAGCUCUUCGCGCAAAACUCUGGAACUAUGACACAUGA
Colletotrichum fioriniae is the source of this 504-nucleotide messenger RNA. NCBI's taxonomy places the organism in Eukaryota, Fungi, Ascomycota, Sordariomycetes, Glomerellales, Glomerellaceae. The record is from RefSeq and is a predicted model, not a curated record.